Sander lucioperca (pikeperch) is the source of this 2411-nucleotide messenger RNA. It is a transcript of the gene crlf1a, whose product is annotated as cytokine receptor-like factor 1a. Gene Ontology annotation, molecular function: cytokine receptor activity; protein binding. The record is from RefSeq and is a predicted model, not a curated record. The transcript has 9 exons. Gene Ontology annotation, cellular component: external side of plasma membrane. Gene Ontology annotation, biological process: cytokine-mediated signaling pathway. Bases 403 to 1587 code for a protein of 394 amino acids. NCBI's taxonomy places the organism in Eukaryota, Metazoa, Chordata, Actinopteri, Perciformes, Percidae.
GAAAGAGGGGGGAAAUGACUGGCGACUGUGUGGGAAGAGAGAGAGGAGGGGCUUAAAAAGUAUGAACUUGUGUAUGAUUCAGCUGCAGGAAGCAUUAAGAAGGGAAAAGACUCCACACAGGACGCGGUAUACUCACUCCUUUAGCCUUUACUGAGGACGUGUUGUCUUAUGGCUUCUCAGAGGGUGACUUUUCCCACCGGGUCACACUUUCUCUAGUGCGCUCCUUCACUCCUGAGAGUUGGCUUGUUAAUAAAAUCCGGAGCGUUCAGCUUUUUGAACCCGUGCUGUUUUUGCUCUCUCCACACUGUGCGUAAUUUCUAUCCAGGAUCGAGAAAGAAAAGGCGACAUCACAACAACACGAGGACGAGGAAUCAAGACAGAGAUAAAACCAACUGGGGGAAAAUGAAAGUCGUCUUGGAUAUCUGCUUGAUGUUCCUCAUGCUGCACACUCCCGGCGUGCUGUCCUUGUCCACACAUGUAGCAGUGGUCUACCCCCAGGACCCCGUCCUUCGCAUAGGGUCCACCCUGACCGCCAGCUGCUGGGUCCACCCCGACCUCGGUGUCCACGCCAGCUCCCUGUUUUGGACGCUCAAUGGUCAACAGCUGCCCAGCUCCCUGUACAGAGUGCUGAGCCCGACCAACCUCAGCGUGACGCUGGCCGGACUCAACGCCUCCAGACAGACGUCCGGCGACAACCUGGUCUGUCACAACCACAAGGGACACAUCUUGGCUGGCUCCUGCCUCUACGUUGGGAUGCCUCCAGAGAAGCCGGUCAAUCUGACCUGCUGGUCCAGGAACACCAAAGACCUGACUUGCAGCUGGUCUCCAGGAGGAAAAGGAGAGACAAACAUUAGCACACAGUACAUGCUCAAAUACAAACUCAGGUGGUAUGGUAAGGAGAAGGAGUGUGAGGAUUACACUCAUACGCAGCCUUACUCCUGCAGCAUCACUCGGGACCUGCACCUCUUCACGCCCUAUGAGAUCUGGGUGGAGGCCUCCAACCAGCUGGGCCGGGCUACCUCCGAUGUCAUCACCCUCGACAUCCUAGACGUGGUGACCACGGACCCUCCAUCAGGUGUGACUGUCAGUCGUGUCGGGCAGUUAGAGGACCAGCUGAGUGUUCGCUGGGAGGCCCCGCCCGCUCUCAAAGACUUCCUGUUUCAGGCCAAAUACCAGAUCCGCUACAGACUGGAGGACAGCCAAGACUGGAAGGUGAUGGAUGACGUUGGGAAUCAGACAUCUUGUAGAUUGGCUGGACUGAGGCCUGGAACAGUGUAUUUCGUCCAGGUUCGCUGUAACCCUGUUGGCAUCUACGGCUCUCGCAAAGCUGGGAUCUGGAGCGAGUGGAGCCAUCCAACUGCUGCAUCCACACCCCACAGUGAGCGCUUGAUGUCGGGCUCCUGUGACUCAAAGUCUAGCGGGGACUCCAACUCCACCCUGCGCAGGGAGCUGAAGCAGUUCUUCGGGUGGGUGCGGAAACACGCCUACGGCUGCAGCAGCAUGUCCAUGAAGCUAUACGACCAGUGGAGAGUGCUGAUGCAGAAAUCCCACAAAACUCGCAACCAGGUAGGUUCUCCAAGGGGAUAAAUCCUAGCACACGCUGCGUUUACAAGCCAAAAACAAGUCAAGAAAAGAACUGAGUGAGUGUGUUUUUGUCUAUGUGUAUGUGUGUGUGUGAGAAAGAGACAUUGUGUUCGUAUAUGGGAAUUAUAAGACAUUGUGCUCCGGACAUUUUGUGCGAAUACCAGCCGUGGCCAUGAGAGGACAUCCAACGAGAAACUGUGGGAUUUUCUUCUUUAUUGCAUCUUCUCCAGCCGGAAUGAGCACUUUUUUCGUCUGAAAAGUUGCAACUGAUAAAGGUGGACUUUCCACGGACAUCCUGGAGUCAUCAUUAGCAAGAGACCAUGUGGACUACUCUGCUUUCUCAAAGGACGUUGUAGCAUGAAUAACUCGGGCAUCAAUAAAGAAGUUUGUCGUGUACCUGCUCUAAAUGUGCACAAAGGUGAUCAAAACCAAUUCAAACAAACUAGAAAUGUUGCCAGAGCAUCUAAAAGUAUUCUGUGACCUUUUUUUUGAGUUUCUCCUGUGGAUCCAAAGCACCAUCUAGUGGCUGUUCAGCGUCCAUGGAUACUCCACAUCAAAGCUUUCACUGUGGUCCUGAUGUAAAAAGAAAAAGCAACAAAUUGUCAUUCAGUAUUUCUAAGUCAUGCUUUGUUAUAUAAGUGCCAAACUAGUUCACCCAGCAUCCAUGUGUUUCUGAGCGACAGUAUGUGACUGAUGGUGUUUGUGUGUGGAGACGUUUCACUGCCUUUAUUUUUGUACUGAAUUGUACCAGCAUAUUUAAAACUGUAUAAAGUUAUGUUUUAUGUCUUAAGUUAUGUUUAGUUAGUAAAGAAAUAUCAAUGACUGAA